Tetrahymena thermophila SB210 is the source of this 1788-nucleotide messenger RNA. Its product is annotated as kinase domain protein, putative. The transcript has a single exon. NCBI's taxonomy places the organism in Eukaryota, Ciliophora, Oligohymenophorea, Hymenostomatida, Tetrahymenidae. The record is from RefSeq and is a predicted model, not a curated record.
AUGUUUAAAGAAGAUUUAAAAAAUGUCAUCAGAUAUAUUGAUUUAGAUAAAGAGGCUCUUAAAUCUCUAAUUGGAAAUAAAGUGAUUGAUUUAAAUUAUAAAUAUAGAAAAAUAUCAUUAAGUGAAUCUUUCAUAGAAGAAAAAGAUAUCAAUUACAAUCUAAAUAAAAUUAGAUUAGGCUUCUUCAAAUGUUUAAAAAGUUCUGAGGUAUGUAUUUUAUUUAGAUUUCUUAAAAGAGUGAAAUAAUGUAAUUGCUUAAUAGUUGAUAUUUCUUAUAACGAGCUUUCAUCUAACAACAUAUUAGAACUUGCUUCAGCUAUUAGUCAUAUUUAAAAUUUAAAUGAACUUUAAAUUGGACUUGGAUUAAAUUAAAUUAAUGAUUAUUCAGGGCUGCAAAAGUUGUUUGAUUCAUUAUUAGGUUUUCCUAAAUUGUAAUCUUUAUCUUUACUUUUGUAUUAUAUGAACAUUAAAAAUGAGCAAGUCUAGUACUUAAGCUCAAAAUUAAAGUAAUUAUCAAAUAUUACUUAAUUAGAUAUCAGAUUUAACUAUAAUACACUAACAGAUGAGAGUCUCAUAACUCUUUCCUAAGCUAUUUCCUAACUAAAUUAGCUUUAAUAACUAUUUUUAGGUUAUUGGAAUAAUGAUUUGAGUGAUGCAGGAUUCUCUGCUCUAUUUGAGAAUCUUUUUGAGAGCUCUUAAAAAUUAACUGAAGUAGUUUUAUAAUUAAAAGUUAAUUAGAAUAAAAUCAGAGAUAAUAGUUUGAUUUUAUAAAACAAAAAUUAAGCUUUGAAAAAGUUACAUGUAUAAAUUUAAAAUAGCAAUCUCAAAUACUUCUUUAUAUUAUAGGAUUUACCUUAAAUAGAAGAUUUAUUGAUUGAAUUUGAGCAAACUGAGUUAUCUGAAUUGGCUUUUUAACAAGUAUCGUCUAUGAUAAGUUAUUGCAGCAAAAGUAACUGCUUUAAUAAAUUAAAAUUGUUCAUUCCUUUGAAAAGUUAAUAUAUCAAUUAAUUCUCAAAGUCAUUGUCUCUUUGCAAUCAAUUAUAAAUAUUAAACUUAAAAUGUACUCAAUAAACUGGAAUGAAAGAAUUUUUAGAAUAAUUUUCAGUUAAGGAUUUUACUCAAUUAAAUUUAAAAGAAUUAGAACUCGUUUUAGGUUGCCAUUUUAAUAAUGAAUUGAUAUCUUUCCUAUGCUAAUUAUUAUCUACUUAAUAAAAUCUAAUAAACUUAAAUUUAUAGCUUAUAAAUGAUAAAGCAAAUGAUAUUAUUGUUUUUGAAAUGAAGUGUUUAUUUGAUUAUUUACAAAAUCUUAAAUAAUUGAAAAUUCUUUCUCUUUAAAUUGAAUAAUUUAAUCAAUUACCAAAUUCUGGCUAAAUUAUUGGAAAUAGCAUUUCUUAAAUUAAAACUCUAGAAUAAUUGGAAAUAAAUUUUUCAAACAAUAAAUUUAAUGAAAUAGGAGUGAAGGCUAUAAUAGAUAGCUUAUCUGCUUUGAAAGAUCUACAAAAAUUAAAGAUAAAAUUAUCCAAUAAUCCUAUUAAGAUUGAAGAGUUAGGUAGAGCAACAUAAGGACUUUCGUAGCUUGACAAUUUAAAGAGGUUAUUUUUUAUCAUAGAUUUAAAUGAAUCAUAUGAUUAACAUGAUAUAUUAUUUGAUUUAUCUAAUAACUUAAAGAAAAAUAUCAAACUUCAAUAUUUACAAAUAAACUUAUUUGGUUUUGAGUUUCCUAAUACUUAGGCUCUCAGAGCUAUUAAAAAAAUAAUAAAUUUAGUAGAAUAUAUCAUAUUAUUUUGA